This is a messenger RNA of Electrophorus electricus (electric eel), 2830 nucleotides long. RefSeq names its product DEAD (Asp-Glu-Ala-Asp) box polypeptide 20 (gene ddx20). The record is from RefSeq and is a predicted model, not a curated record. Lineage: Eukaryota; Metazoa; Chordata; Actinopteri; Gymnotiformes; Gymnotidae. Gene Ontology annotation, molecular function: RNA helicase activity; ATP binding; nucleic acid binding.
GCACAGCAACAGCAACAGUAGCAGCAGCCGGUUUGGAUAAAGUAUGGCUGGGUCUACCAGACAAGCAGCCCAUAAGAUAGAAACAAGAACACGAACAGAUGAUGUUCUGUUGUAUGGUGGAGUCGAUUUCAGUUCUUUACUUCUUUCGAAGCCCGUCUUGGAAGGCUUAGCUGCCUCCGGAUUUCAAAGACCAUCUCCAAUUCAAUUGAAGGCCAUCCCUCUUGGGCGAUGUGGAUUAGAUCUCAUAGUUCAGGCGAAAUCUGGCACCGGAAAAACUUGCGUGUUCACCACGAUUGCGCUCGACACUCUGAUGCUGGAAAACGUUGCAACACAGGUCCUUGUGUUGGCGCCGACUAGAGAGAUCGCUGUGCAGAUCCACGCAGUUGUCAUGGCAAUCGGCAGUGCCAUGGAGGGGUUGGAGAGCCAUGUGUUCAUUGGUGGUCGGCCUGUUAGUCAGGACAAGCUCCAUUUGAAGAAAUGCCACAUCGCUAUUGGAUCACCAGGUCGGAUAAAGCAGUUGAUCGAGAUGGGAGCUCUGCUGACCUCAAGCAUCCGUCUGUUUGUCCUGGAUGAGGCGGAUAAGCUCCUAGAGGAGGGGAGCUUUCAGGAACAGAUCAAUUGGAUCUUCUCCUCUCUGCCAGUGAAUAAACAGAUGUUGGCACUGUCCGCCACUUAUCCAGAAUCCUUAGCACAGCACCUGUGCAGGUACAUGAGAGAGCCGACGUUUGUUCGACUGAACCCCACUGACCCUGGGCUCAUCGGCCUUAAACAGUACUAUAAGCUGGUGAGCUCUCAUGUCCUGCCUCAUAAGAUCUUUGAGGAAAAGGUGCAGAAUCUUCUAGAACUCUUCAGUAAAAUCCCAUUUAACCAGGCACUGGUCUUCUCUAACCUGCACACGAGAGCCCAGCACCUGGCUGAUGUACUCUCCUCCAGAGGUCUCCCUGCAGUCUGCAUCUCUGGAACUUUGAGUCAGGAACAGAGGUUGGAAGCGAUGUCGAAGCUAAAGCAGUAUCAGUGCAGAGUUCUUAUCUCUACUGAUCUGACUUCUCGAGGUAUAGAUGCAGAGAAGGUGAAUCUGGUGAUUAACCUGGAUGUUCCUCAGGACUGGGAGACGUAUAUGCACAGAAUCGGGCGUGCAGGGCGCUUUGGUACUCUGGGACUUGCUGUGACGUAUUGUUGCCAUGGAGAAGAGGAGAACACAAUGAUGGCCAUCGCUCAGAAGUGCAGCCUGACACUUGAGCUGUUACCAGAUCCAAUCCCAGUUGGGCUCAUGGAGGAGCCCUGUGACUGGGAUGUUAUCGUCCAGCCGCCCUCAAAAUCCAACCUCGCUCUUCCCUUGGGACCCAAAGUGGACAGGAAGAAAUGUACCAAAUCUGAGCCAGCAGCAUCCAGAGAGCCUCAGCAUUCUCUCCCCACCAAAGAGCAGACCCAGAAACCCAAUCCAGCAAAGACCCAACGACCCGCCAUCAGCAGAGUGGAAAGUGAGAAACCUGAUCCUGAUGGUCCUGUGGCUUUAUGCAGAGCACAGACUCCUCAGGACCUCAAUCCUGUGCCGGCCCUCACACGUAGGGAGAUGCAGGAGGCCCUGCCCAAGAUCCCGCCCCUUUCCUCCUUUAAGUCAUGUGCGGGGGCGACCAUGUCCCUAGCCGAUGCCAUGGCUGACUUUGAGACAUUUAUGACCACCGGCCCUGGUCGACACGUCGAAAUCAUUAAACGGUAUGGCAGUCAUGAUGAGAGCACUAUUAUGGUCAAUGGGCACCAUAAACGCUGUAAUGCCGACGAUGGUGAUGCCAACGAUGGUGAUGCUGACGAUGGCAAUGGCGAUCAUAAUGGAUCACGUGCACGCGAUGAAACGCUUGGCAUGACAGCUGGAAUGGCUUGUCCAUCCCAGGGGUCAGUAGGAAUGGCCAGUUACCCCACAAUGUCGAAAUGCCUGUCUGACAGCUCCUCUUCCUCUAGCGGGUCUGAAAUGGAAACUGAGGAAAAGACAGAUGCCUCUGCUUCUAGCUCCCUGUCGAGCAUCGCACAGCGACACAGCGUAUCUGUGCAACCGCUUCCAAAUGGCAGACAACAACACGGCGUGGAACCUUCCCUGCAUGCAGCCUGUGCAUCAGAGCCGACCAUCAAACCCAGACCAUGUCCUGCCAAAGCUCUUAUCAAGACUAAUCACCCUAAUUAUCAUUCUCAAGCUCUUCCUCACCGCCAUUUGAUGUCUGUGCUUGAGGGAAUGAGAACUGGGAAACCAGCCAAGGGAGGCGAGGCCAGCCGGGGGCGCCCAAGAAGGAGGGAGGAGGAGGAUGAGGAUGAAGAAGAAUACUCUGAGGAAGAGGAGGGAGAGGUGAAUCAUUAUUGGCGAGAGUAUUACCAAGCAUGGGAGGAUUAUUACAGCUCUCUGAGUUCAGCCUAUCACUACCAUAGAGCCUAUAACUGGAUGGCAGCUUACCGCAUGAAUGUUGUGUAUAUGAUGGAAAUGAUGAAACACUGAGUUAUCCACAGCAACAAAACAAGGCUGCACUUGACUCAUAGGACGAAACACCAGAAAUCAGGACUCUAAUGAGGCUUGGUAAAUGUAGGCCAAGCAACAGCUUAAGUUUCAGAGGCAAGAGUCUUUCCUUGUAAAUUACACAUGGUCACUCCAGGAAAAGCCCUGAGAGAUUGGGAACUGUGCAUGGACUAUUGUUGUAAACUGACCUUCAUGUGACUUCAUGUGUCUCCUGACACUUAAACACACCAGGCAGAGUUCAUAAGGCAUUGCUCACAAGUCUUCAAAAAUGGUCCAAGAGUUUUAUGUGUAUAUAAUGAAUGACUAAUAAAGAUCUCCUGAAUUACA